Molecule: messenger RNA, 2088 nt
Organism: Halichondria panicea
Lineage: Eukaryota; Metazoa; Porifera; Demospongiae; Suberitida; Halichondriidae
Product: LON peptidase N-terminal domain and RING finger protein 3-like
Exons: 9
Coding region: 65-1990 (641 amino acids)
Molecular function (GO): ubiquitin protein ligase activity; protein binding
Source: RefSeq, a predicted model, not a curated record
GUCACUUCUGAGGAUUGGUAGACUACAUACACGUACGUACCUAGCUAAAAACUCUAAAGCCGUAAUGGAUGGAGGAAUAAUAGCUCAAGAUCAUCGCUACACUAAGGACAAGGGCCCUGAAUUUAUUGCUACUCCAUUGGCAUUGUGCUCACACAUUUGCAGUGAACUGUUCACUCAACUGAGGACCAAACUGAACGGAGUUAUGACCAACUGUAGCAGGCAAUCCAGAGCUCUGUUUGAUGUGUCAAAGGACAAGCUAACAUCAACAACAGGACAGAAACAUUUGAGACCACCAAACACAAGCCUGUUUGACUGCUUUUACUGUGAAGGAUUCAUGUCACAUCCCGUGUGUCUCCCUUGUGGCCACUCCAUGUGCAAAACCUGUAUAGACAAGCUCAGCAGCCGGGCAUGUCCGAAAUGCAAAGAGGUGAUAACAACACGUGAGCCUGGACACAAGCCGACUCUCAUGAUGCGAAACGUUCUCAAGAAAUGUUUCCCUGAGUGGGUGGAAUCGUGCGAGUUUCGAGAGACCGGUAACACCUUUGCCAAUGAAGGAGACUUCCCUUUGGCCAUUGAGUGGUAUGAAAAGGCCAUCAGCACGGGUGUUAAAGAUCAUCGUGUCUAUGGGAACCGGUCGAGAUCGUACCUGGCAGUCAAUGAUUUGGUCCAAGCACUGGCAGAUGCUGAAAUGGCAUGUACCAUAAGACCAUUUUGGAAAAAGGGUCAUUUUCGAAGAGCGAGUGCUUUUGAGAAAUUGGGAAAAUGGAUGGAAGCAAUCGCUGCUUAUCUCCUGUGUGUUUACUUAUCUAAAGGAGACGACAAUUCUAUCAUAUUUAAAGUCUGUCAGCUAUUGGACAAACAUAUGUCAGAAUUCACCCAGUACGAGCGGAGUAUGGUUCCCCAGGGCUACCCCAUGUCUGGUGUCAAGCUGAGCAAAGAUGGAUUCACUGGGUACUCCUCCCUAACCCCUACUAUUGAUAAGAUUGUGGAGCUCUGCAUUAGCGGGAUAGCGCUGGCAAAUGACGGAUACGUGCCACCAGAUGUUGAGGCUGUAGACAUGGAUAUCAGUGAGUUUGAAUGCAGUCUCUGUACAGGUGUUGUCUACGAGCCUGUGACGGUCACGUGUGGGCACUCUUUCUGCUGUUCAUGUUCGAGGAGAGCCUUUGACCACUCACACACCUGCCCUGUCUGCCGAACAGUGCUUUAUGAGUUCUUCCAGGCCUAUUCACAUAAUUUUGGAGUGGUGAAAGUUGAUGAAAUGUUGAGCACCAUUGUCCAGUUCCACUUCCCUUUACAGUACCAGGAAAAGAAAUCUCUAAACGAGGCCGAGUUAAUGCGGAGCUUUAGAGUGGGCACUAGUGAGUCAGAGCCUCUGCCAAUAUUCGUGUGCACUCAAUCCCUGCCUGGUAUCCCCUGUCCUCUGCAUGUGUUUGAGCCUCAGUAUCGACUCAUGAUUCGGAGAUGUCUCGAAAGUGGUAGCAGACGAUUUGGAAUGUGUCCAGCAGCUAUCGAUAAUGGUACCAGUUUUGCUGACUUUGGCACAGUUCUCUAUAUCAACUCAGUGGAAUACACUCCUGAUGGUCGAUCACUCGUCAAGACUAUUGGAGAGCGGCGAUUCAGAGUGGUGAGGCGUGAUGUUGUCGACGGCUACCAUCUGGCAUGGGUAGAGUUUGUGUUUGACGAGAGAGUAACAGACAAGAGCAAGAUAGAGGCCCUAAGAGUGUUGCAGACUGAAGUGUAUUCGCAUGCUAAGAAAUGGCUAGAUGCUCUACCAUUGUCUGUAAAGGAGCUGAUGAUGCACACAGCAUGCAGUCCCCUCCCCCCUAUUGAAAAGAUCCCGGAGGUCUGUCCCAAUGGCCCCAUGUGGGUGUGGUGGUACAUCCACACCAGCCCCAUCUCUCAGCAGCAGAAAUUGGACAUGUUUACUUGCACCUCAUUAGCACAGAGACUACUCAAUCUCAGAAAUGCCUUACCCGUUGUUAAUCGCUAAUUAUUUAUUAUUUGUUGGGUGCAUUUUUUUGAACUUCAUUUUUUCUAUGCAUGCAAAGUUUCAUCUUUACACUAGAAAGAAUUAUUUCGAAACACAAA